AUGCCUAUAGUAAUUUUACUAAUCAUCUGCUACCCUUCUCUCUUAAAAUUCUUUACUUUAUUGAUGAAAUAGUUAAUCCUUAUUUCUCAAUUAAGGCCAUUGGACAUCAAUGAUAUUGAUCGUAUGAGUACCCUGAGUUUAACAAUCUUGAAAUUACUUUGUUAUAUAAAGGAAUACUCAGAUAAGGAAACUUUUCGUUUAUUGGAAACUGAUAAUCGAGUUAUUUUGCCAUUCAAGAUUUCACUACGAAUUAAAGUAGAUGCAGUUCCAGGUCGAGUCAAUCAACUUAAUCUAUUUUCCAUUCGCCCUGGAAUUUAUUUUGGACAGUGCUCAGAAAUUUGCGGAAUCAAUCACAGAUUCAUACCAAUUUGCUUGAAAGUACAAGUUAUCAUAACUUCAUUAAUUGAGUAA
Messenger RNA from Heterotrigona itama, 411 nucleotides. The record is from the annotation of a GenBank genome assembly. Lineage: Eukaryota; Metazoa; Arthropoda; Insecta; Hymenoptera; Apidae.